UGAAGUGCAGAUGAUUAGUAGUGUUUUCAGACAGAGACACAGUAAUUCAGCCUUUUACUGAGUCUUUUACAGAUUAGAGAUGUCUCAGAAUAUUUACGAUGAUGUGAUCAGCAUUGAAGAGCUGAACAGAGGACAGCGAGCCGUGAUGAUGGUGGCUAUUUAUGAGGGUGCAGACACUGUUAGACGCCAUGACCCCAACACAGAGAUGGAGGACACCAACAGCAAGAGGAAACCAGAAAUUCACAACACAGGAGGAGACACUGCAGAGAGCAGAUGCAGCAGACUGGCUGCAGUGUGUCUGGGGCUGCUGUGUGUUCUCCUGCUGGCAGCCAUCACAGUGCUGUGGAUGAAGUUCAUCAACGUGACUAUAGAGAGAGACCAGUUACAGACCAGUAACACCAACCUGACUAUAGAGAGAGACCAGUUAAAGACCAGUAACACCAACCUGACUAUAGAGAGAGACCAGUUAAAGACCAGUAACACCAACCUGACUACAGAAAGAGACCAGUUGAAGACCAGUUACACCAACCUGACUACAGAGAGAGACCAGUUAAAGACCAGUAACACCAACCUGACUACAGAGAGAGACCACUUACAGACCAGUUAUACCAACCUGAUACAGAGAGAGACCAGCACUAAUACAGAACAAGAGUUCAUCAAUAAAGCAUUUGGCAGCAUCGAAGCUUGGAUUGGCCUGACGGACAGCCACAGAGAGGGGGUCUGGAAAUGGGUGGACAACUCAGCUUUGACCACUAAGUUCUGGUUUAAGGGGGAACCCAAUGAUUAUGAAGGAAAUGAGGACUGUGCUGUAUCUCGCUAUAAAGACGACAGCAACGAUUAUGAGGACAUCUACGCCAAUGAAGAUGUCCCAGAGACGGGUGUGACCAGAAGCCGUAAAGAAACUAUGACCUCAGUUGCUAUAAUGUUGGCAGGCCAGAAGAGGUCCUCAGAGAUAAGGACCCCCAGAAAUGUAAAAUUCUACACCGUCUCUACACAAACCCUAUUUAUACAGAGUGGGGCCAGGUCUGCUUCACGUUUCCUCCUGAAGCCCAGUAUGAUUUCUUUAGUCGUUGUGAUGUUCAGAUUCAGGUUAUUCACUGAACACCACUCUGACGGUCUGUACACCUCAUCCCUGUAUGCUGACUCAUCGCCCUCUGAGAUGAGCCUGACGGCCAAUAAUGACAACAUGAAGAAUGAGAGAGGCCAAUUACAGAAGGAAAAGGAAAUGUUCCAGAAGAAGCUGUCAGAAUUAGAGCAAAAACAGAGGUGUUUCCAAAAUAGUUUCUACCACAUCUCUACUGAGAAGAAGAGCUGGAGUGAGAGCAGACAGGACUGCAGAGAGAGAGGAGCAGACCUGGUGAUCAUAAACAGCAGAGAAGAACAGGAGUUCAUCACUAAAGCAUCUGGCAGAACUGAAGCUUGGAUUGGUCUGACAGACACUGACACAGAGGGGGUCUGGAAAUGGGUGGAUGGCUCAGCACUGGCCACUAAGUUCUGGUGGACAGGGGAACCCAAUAAUUAUGAAAAUGAGGACUGUGCUAUGACUGGCUAUAGAGGUGCUGGAUCUGAACAUGCGUCAACCUGGGCUGAUUAUCCCUGUGGUUACCUUUUAGUUGGAAUCUGUGAGAAAAGUCUGUAAUUUAGUCUACAUGAGAGUGAACAGUAAAAAAAUGAUUUUUCCAUGUUAAAAAUAUUGGAAUCAUAUAUUGUAAUAUUUCACACUGCUAGCCUAUUAGUACAGCAUUGCCCUUAACAAUAUUUUGAACAAGAUAGGGAUUUAAGUAGAGAGUUGAGUGCAAAAAUAACAUUCAACUUUUUAAAUCUAUCUGGAUGCUUUUAUUCAAGGACUUAAGUCUUUGCUAAGCCCUGAGCCCUCAGUUACUGUCUGACAAGCUUUCGAGCCUGGCAUUUUAAC
This is a messenger RNA of Colossoma macropomum (tambaqui), 1915 nucleotides long. RefSeq names its product C-type lectin domain family 4 member F-like. Lineage: Eukaryota; Metazoa; Chordata; Actinopteri; Characiformes; Serrasalmidae. Bases 80 to 1639 code for a protein of 519 amino acids. The transcript is spliced from 11 exons. The record is from RefSeq and is a predicted model, not a curated record.